Molecule: messenger RNA, 966 nt
Organism: Penicillium pulvis
Lineage: Eukaryota; Fungi; Ascomycota; Eurotiomycetes; Eurotiales; Aspergillaceae
Exons: 8
Coding region: 1-966 (321 amino acids)
Molecular function (GO): oxidoreductase activity
Source: RefSeq, a predicted model, not a curated record
AUGCCGCAACUUCCUCGCUAUGAAUAUACCGGCCCGGUGGAUUGUAGCAUCCCACCGGACCGCAAAGUUCUGAAGGGGAAGAGUGUCAUUAUCACAGGAGGCGCAAAUGGCAUGGGUGAAGAAACAGCACGCGCAUUUGCCGCAGAGGGGGCAUUUAUCACAAUCGCAGAUCUAGAUGAAGCACGAGGCAAUAAUUUGGCUGCUGAACUAAGCCCGAACGCCCAGUUCAUCAAGUGCAACAUUACUUCUUGGGAAGAGCAAGUCGCGAUGUUCGAAGUGGCAAUUAAGAACUCGCCAUAUAAAAGCUGUGAUAUUGUCAUCGCGAAUGCUGGUAUCAGCCGCGCCUCUGGGGAUGAUCUUUGGCCACUAGAUGACCCGAACGACGCACCAGUCAAGCCAAAACUCAAUAUUGUCAAUGUAAACCUGAUUGGCACAAUGUAUACGUGGAAAUUGGCAGUUCACUACUUCCGCAAACAACCUGAUACCGAGGACCGAGAUCGAUGCUUCAUUAUUACCGGAAGCUUAGUUGCGUGGAUCGACUCUCCAGCAAACUGGCAAUACACCAGCAGCAAAUAUGGACUUCGAGGACUGAUGAGAACAGCCCGUCGAAAUUCUCAUGAACAGGGAAUCAGAAUUAACUAUGUGGCGCCAUGUUAUAUCAAAAGCGCCAUUCGCUCAGCUGCCUAUGAGGCCCAGCUUAUCUCUAAAGGCGUCGAGUUUGCUCCCCAGGAAGAUGUUGCGAUGUGCAUGAUGAAACUUGCGACGGAUCGAACGAUAAAUGGCCACUCGCUCAUGAUUACACCGCGGUCUGUUGCGAAGGAAGGGUUCAAAGAUGUGGACCAGGAUGACCAUGUGGAGGAAGGAUUUUUGAAGCGCAACCAGGAGAUUCAGCUGAGGGUUAUUGAGGACCAAUGGGUACCUGGAUGGAACAAAGGAAUGACUGCAGAAGGGGCAAAGAAGGCCUAA